AGCGGCUGGGGAGUGCGGAGGCCCGAGACUUUGGGUUGAGUGGCCUUGGCUGGGAGACGGAGACACAGGGCCCACAGCGGCCGGCCGUGGGAGCCCACAGCGGCCGGCCGUGGGAGCCCACAGAAACUCGCCUACCGACGGCACCCAUGAGGGGGUGGACGAACAUGAAGUCCACCCUGCCGUCCAAGCCACCAUAGACCUCACCGCGGGUGCCGUUGGGGGCGCAGCGUGUGUGCUGACUGGGCAGCCCUUUGAUACCAUAAAAGUGAAGAUGCAGACAUUCCCUAACCUGUACAAGGGCCUCACAGACUGCUUUCUGAAGACCUAUCACCAAGUAGGCUUCCAGGGCUUAUACAGGGGAACCAGUCCUGCACUGCUAGCCUACGUCGCCCAGAGCUCUGUACUAUUCAUGUGCUAUGGCUUCUGCCAACAGUUUGUUAGGAAAGUGGCCAGAGUGGACCAGAACACAGAGCUGAAUGACUUCCAGACUGCCACUGCUGGGUCACUGGCCUCCGCAUUCGCUUCGCUGGCCCUCUGUCCCACUGAGCUCGUGAAGUGCCGGCUGCAGACCAUGCAUGAAAUGAAGAUGUCAGGGAAGAUAGCGCAAAGUCAUGACACAAUUUGGUCCAUGGUUAAGAGUAUCUUCAUGAAGGAAGGUCUUUUUGGCUUCUAUCGUGGACUCCCCACCACUCUAGUUCAGGAGAUACCUGGCUAUUUCUUCUUCUUUGGGGGAUAUGAACUUAGUCGAUCAUUUUUUGCGUCAGGGAGAUCAAAGGAUGAACUAGGCCCUGUCCCUUUGAUGUUAAGUGGAGGCUUUGCUGGGAUCUGCCUCUGGCUUAUUAUAUUCCCAGUGGACUGUGUUAAAUCCAGAAUCCAGGUUCUUUCUAUGUCUGGGCAGCCAGCAGGAUUAAUCCGAACCUUUCUAAGUGUUGUGAGGAAUGAAGGAAUAUUAGCCUUGUAUUCUGGAAUGAAAGCCACUAUGAUUCGAGCCAUCCCUUCUAAUGCUGCUUUGUUCUUGGCCUACGAGUACAGCAGGAAGGUGAUGAUGAGCAUGGUGGAAGAACACUGACGUGUCCUGGUGAACCCUUCUCUGAGCACUUGAGUGUGAGGACCGUGGCUCUAGAUAUCAAAGAGUUCAAGACCAACAUGGAGUUAUCUUUGACUGGGAAUUUCGGGUUUGUCUUCCCUUCCUCCAAAUCUCAAACUUUGUGGAGAAAUCUUUAUAUCAUAUGGUUUCUUCCCGCAAUCAUACUGAAAUAGAAAAAUCACUGCUUUUGCUGGUUGUGGAAUCUACAGGGUGAACCCCAAGGCCCUAUGUACUUAAUCUUAAAGGUUAUCAAGGCCGCUUCAUAAACCUGUAUAUGCAUCUUGAA
This is a messenger RNA of Myodes glareolus (Bank vole), 1373 nucleotides long. Its product is annotated as mitochondrial ornithine transporter 2-like. The record is from RefSeq and is a predicted model, not a curated record. Gene Ontology annotation, biological process: mitochondrial L-ornithine transmembrane transport. Gene Ontology annotation, molecular function: L-ornithine transmembrane transporter activity. NCBI's taxonomy places the organism in Eukaryota, Metazoa, Chordata, Mammalia, Rodentia, Cricetidae. Gene Ontology annotation, cellular component: mitochondrion.